Triticum aestivum (bread wheat) is the source of this 1198-nucleotide messenger RNA. RefSeq lists its product as uncharacterized. The transcript is spliced from 5 exons. Gene Ontology annotation, cellular component: mitochondrion. Gene Ontology annotation, biological process: mitochondrial respiratory chain complex I assembly. Bases 235 to 915 code for a protein of 226 amino acids. The record is from RefSeq and is a predicted model, not a curated record. Lineage: Eukaryota; Viridiplantae; Streptophyta; Magnoliopsida; Poales; Poaceae.
GAGCACGUAAACAACAACAGUACGAACCCACCCUAGAAAAAAGCCCAUACACUUGGACCUUCUCCCCUUCCCAUUUCCACCCGGUGAUCUCGCCGCCGGGACGCACCACCGCCGGCGCUGACCUGCCGUGCCCAACAUCCGCCUGCUCGAAGUGCCUCCUGUUUUUUUCUUUUAUUUGGAGCGUCUCCUCCGUGCUCAGCGGGCUACCGCCCUGCAGCAGAUCCCGCGGCCCCGAUGCCUCCUCCCGCCGCCCCGACGCCUCCUCCCGCCGAGCCGCUGCCAAAUUCGCCAGAUUCUACCUCCCCCACGGAGGAGGCUGAGGCGGAUGCGGGAGGCACGCCGUCGAGGGCCGGGCCGGUGGGGACAGUAAGCUGGGGAACCGGGACCAUCGUCGGCGUAUUCACCGGGCUUCUCUACGGCGGGGCCAAGGAGGCCAACGCCAACGUCAGCAAAGAUGCUGAAGUGAUGUUGAAAAUGGGAAGCACCACUGACAAGCGCGAACAGUAUAGGUUGAUGAGAGAUGCCAUGGAGAAAAGGUUCAUCCGGGUUGCCAAAGGCUCACUAGUUGGUGGUGCUCGCCUUGGGAUGUUCACUGCAACUUUCUUUGGCAUACAGAACCUUCUUAUUGAGAACCGUGGGGUACAUGAUGUAUUCAAUAUUGCUGGAGCUGGCUCGGCUACCGCAGCUGCUUUUGGGCUUAUAUUGCCUGGUUCACCGAUGUGGCGUGCAAGGAAUGUAUUGGUCGGAUCUGCUCUUGGUGCCGGAAUUUGCUUUCCCCUUGGUUGGGUACAGUUGAAGUUGGCAGAGAAGGCCAAUCUUGAGAUUGAAAAUUCAAAAUCGCCGUCAGAUUUACAAGGCAAUCAAAGUCGUGUGGGGGCCGCGAUAGACAGACUAGAGAACAGCCUGAGGAAGUAACAGUUUGUACCCAUGAGAGGAGCCAAGGAUCUGUUGUCAACACCCACAGCUAUUUCGCUUUUGUUUUGUUCAUGUACUUUUCAUAGGAAUGUGGUUACUUUUUGAAGUGGUAAUGGCAGCAAGGGAAACUCUCUUGUAUGAAGAUAAAUUUGGAUACAAACACUCUUACUUGCUGGAGCUGGGAUAUUUCUAGUUAAGGUACCUGUUUGGGUGUUUGUGCCAUUAUGACCUCUAUAUGAUCAGCAUUGGGGAUAGUAUUCAUGACUUCUCGUCAGCUUGACAA